Molecule: messenger RNA, 9182 nt
Organism: Orbicella faveolata
Lineage: Eukaryota; Metazoa; Cnidaria; Anthozoa; Scleractinia; Merulinidae
Product: A disintegrin and metalloproteinase with thrombospondin motifs 9-like
Biological process (GO): extracellular matrix organization; proteolysis
Cellular component (GO): extracellular matrix
Molecular function (GO): metalloendopeptidase activity; zinc ion binding
Source: RefSeq, a predicted model, not a curated record
GAUAAAACGUUAUCUUAAUAUCGGACAUGCUGUUAAAAAGAACCUAAACUGUCAAUUGCAUAACCACAGUGUCUAUAUGAGGUCAAUGGCUGAGAAUUUUUUACUGAACUCCUAGCUUUUUCGGUGCAAACAAAACAAAAUUUUUCGGCUAUGGCCGCAACAGCUAGUAAUUCGAUUUUAAGGUUUGGCAAGAAUAAUGACUUUUGCACAAAUCGGCUUUUUUGUCAUUUGAGAGACACAAAAUCUGCGGUCGUUUUGCAAAGAAAUUUUUCGCGCUUUGCCGCGAACGACCAAACGCUGGCCGCUCUCGCCGAUGUGAAUUCUUGAAAUGUUUCGCUUUGCUUAAACGACUGAAGAAAAGCGCCCUCUAAGAUGGUAAGUAGGUAAAACACAUGUCAAUUGAACAGUUAUGAAGGGCAGACAGGAUUUCUAAGGCGAUGAGCUCAAACAUAAUCCCUGGACCAAUCGAGAAGGUUUUUAAAGUAUUCUACUGACGACAAAUCCGCUAACCGUUUGGCCGUACAUGUAGUGAUGUCCACGUGGAAAAUUGCGCGCGCUCAGUUUUUCAGUCGACGAAUCGCGGUACAUAUAUUUUUUCUCCAAACUUUCUGUAAAAUUCUCUACUUUCUUUUCAGUAGAGAUACAAAGCUGAACUUGGUCGAUCCGCGGUACGCACGGUCAUAUUUUGAAGGAAAUCGAUAUAUGGCAAAUUGUUUCCGGUUUCGUUUGACGAAAGGAAUGACUAUGCGACAACAGAGAGAUUAUGUCCAAAGGUCCGCGAUGCGAGACACUGAUGUCCGAGCUAAAAGGUCAGAUCGGAAAUACAAACUGAGGAUAUUUUUUCUUUCAACCUUAUGUGCAAGCUUGCUACAAUAUUGCUACCACUUCGCCUCUUUUAAAACUGAAAUCUCGGUCAUGUCAUAUUUUAAUGUGCAUUUCAUUCAUAUAAACGCAUUUUAAAUCGAUUUCAUCUGUGGCUAAUUUGAUCAUACCGAGGUAUUUUUAAACAGUUAAUGUGAGAGCUCAUUCUCCACGACCAUAAUAAGAAAUUUUCGUCCUCGAGCAUGUGUUGUUGAUGUAAAUAUAGCAGGUUUCAUUGUAGAAUUCCAAGAUUGCAUUAAUGUUUCAAUUAGAAGGGUUUCCGUCGUUGAACGAUUUGCGAUAAACAAAAACAACUUUUCCAGCUUGGUCGAUCCGUAUUUUCAUCCAUAAAAGGCCGGGUAUUAAUUUUCGAGUUUUCCUCUUUCUCUAAAAGAAUUUGAUUCGUUUUGACAGAGUAUUCAAGCUCUGGUUUACUGAUUUGUAGAGAGCGGUUAAAAUAUUCCUGAUCGAAUAACAAGUGAUAUGAAUUCACAAUAUUGAACUUAUUAUUUAACCCUGUAAGAUGUUAUUAAAACUUCAAAUUAUCAUUGUCUUAGUUUGUAAGUGAUGCGCACCAUUUAAACGUGACUAGUACUGAUAUGUCUAUUAUCAGAGGUUUUUGGGACUUGCGACCUGAUGCAGACUCCAGACUGUGCGAUAUUUACCGUAUCUAACUCGAGCACCAGUUUUCGGUGUUCAUUGAUCAUUUUGAUGUAAAUAUUUACCUUUAUUUGCGGUCAGUAGAAAGCAGGAACAAAUACCAGGAUUUCUUCUGCGUUGCGCAACUUUUUUAAUGAAACCGUCGUUGUCUCGGGCAUGUCACAUUCUCGAUUGCCUACACGCAGAACUGGCCAGUUGAUUUGUUUUCAUUGUGUUACGGGAAAUAAUUCAAUGUUUUUUAUGACAGUCUUGUCUCAAGUCAGCGCUUGAGCGACAGAGGGCAACGCAAAGCUGCUGCAAUGACAUCAUUAGCCUCAACCAUCUCCGGCGUAAAACGAAGUGAAGCACCUAAAACUUAGCAGCGUCAAAGGGCACGUAAACAAUUCUACAGUAAUUGUGUACGCGCAACAUUCAUCCCGUGCAAAACUUGGGCUCCGAAGCUGCUUUUGUGAAGUCAUUUAUCCCUGGGUCCAUCGUAACGGUUGUGGGCUUAAUCAGAACCCUCUUGUGACAGUGCCUAAUGAUUUCCCUGACACUAAUGACAACUUCUAGUUACAACUCACCCACAGCGAGGAGGAUCAGCGUCUUAUCAAAUCAGGGAAACAGCAGCAAAUCCUUGUCUGUUUCCUACUCGUGUCUUGUAUAGUAAAGAAAACAAACAGCGCAGUUUUGUGAUGUAGAAAUUCUUUUCUUUCUCACCAGGUAAUUUGUGUCAACGCGAAUAACGUGGCUAUCGACAAGCUGGCUUGUGAUUGGCUAGUUUCAUGCUCUCCGUGGGCGUUCCUAGAAGUCCUGUAGCUGUCUACCAAAACACUUCAUUGAAAGUCACUGCAACGCGGCUCCUGCUCUAGUAAUCACCGAAAACCUGUACUAUGAAGACACUAUCCACCGCUGUAUUUAUAAUUAUUUUGAUUCAUCAAAUUUGCGCAGCGACGGACAAGAAACCCUUGAAAGGUCGCGCGCACGGCUCUAGCGGUCUUCCAAACAACAAUGGACGCGUUGAAUACGAGAUAACGUUAGUGGAGCGGGUAAACCGCAAUGGGAGAAGACUCUCGCCUCAUAAACAUUUUAUAAAAUACGAACACAGAGGUCUAAGGACAGGCACAGUUUACUAUAGACUCGCCGCGUUUGGGCGCACUUUUCAAUUUCGCUUGGAGCGGGACGAUAGCUUUGUAUCGCCUGUGCUUACUGUAGAACAUGUUUAUAGCGAUACGCGCCGACUACCGUUCGCUGGGGACUUGCAGCAUUGUUUCUACAGUGGGGAAAUCCAGGGCGACCCCAACUCGACUGCCGUGUUUAAUUUAUGCAACGGGCUGGUAAGUUCACUACUUAAUUCUGUAUUUUUUGUGUGUGUCAUUAGCUGCGCGACGAGAUGCAGAAUGCGCACUGUAACGCCGUGCUGCUUUUCACUAUACGGCCUCACUGACAAAUUUGUGCGCAAUUUACUCUUUUCUUUAUUUCAGCGAGGUUCUUUCGUCUUAAACGGCGAACGCUAUUUUGUUGAGCCAGCCAACGACGGAAAGAUGAAUACAAGCGCACAUUACAGGAAAUUCCAUCUCUUGUUUCGCCAAGCUACUGUGAGAGAAGGCUUUAGUAACGCACCGUCGACUUGUGGCCUUGUGGACACCAACAAACCUCUGCAGUUGUUACGUGGCCUCCCGCCAUCCCCUUCCAACGAGACCAGCUCAAGAAGACGGCGUAAAAGAAGCAUCCAUGACAAUUUUGUUGAAACUUUAGUGGUCGCUGACAAGACAAUGGUGGACGCGUUCGACAACAAGGCCGAUUUACAAAGCUAUAUCAUUACUCUUAUGGGAGUGGUUGCCCAAUUGUAUCGAGACAGAAGCAUUGGUAAUUCCAUUAACAUUGUAGUGGUGAAGAUAGUUUUUCUAGAAACCGACGAGCCCGAUAUCCGUAUUUCGACAGACGCGACGAGUACUCUGAAAAGUUUCUGUCGCUGGCAGAAAAAAGUAAUGGCAAAAGACCAGAGUCACCCAGAACACCAUGACACAGCCAUCUUACUAACAAGGACGAAUAUAUGUCGAUCAGUUGGAAAAUGUGGCACAUUAGGUCUUGCCGAACUUGGAACUAUGUGUCAUCCAUCAAGGAGCUGUGCUUUGGCCGAGGACAAUGGACUGAGCACAGCUUAUACGAUAGCGCAUGAACUGGGACAUGUUUUCAGUCUUCCUCAUGAUGGCGAUAAUAACAGGUGUACCCGGAGCCGCAGAGAUCAACACCUCAUGGCGCCAUCACUCAGUUUUGACACCAAGCCGUGGUCAUGGUCCAACUGCAGUCGCGAGAAAAUCACGCAAUUCUUAGAUCUAGGAUAUGGAUCCUGCUUGUCAGACAAACCCGACGAGAAAACGAACGUUAAAUACCAUGACACUCUCCCGGGUGAAGUUUAUGGCGCCAACAAACAAUGUAAAAUGAUCUUUGGAGAGAGUUCGUCACUUUGUCCUUUUAUGGAACCUUGCAGACGCCUUUGGUGCGUGAAGAUGAUUGGACAAAGAAGAGGCUGCUCGACUAAUCACAUGCCAUGGGCUGAUGGAACACCUUGCGCGAAAAGACGGUGGUGCAUCAGGGGCCAAUGUGUAAAGAAACGAAGACUGAAGCCUGUUGACGGCAACUGGGGGCCCUGGGGCCCGUACAAUGCAUGCACCAGGAAAUGCGGUGGAGGUAUUACAUUCUCAUACAGGAAAUGCAACAAUCCAAUACCAGAAAAUGGAGGAAAAUAUUGUGUCGGUGAACGAAAACGAUUCAAGUCCUGUAACAGUCAGCUAAGAUAUCUGUCUUUUGUUUUACAAUCAGCGCUUCAAAGUGACAGUGGCAAUUUUCUCCUCAAUGGUGGGAUGAUUAUCGGGAUUGGAGUCAGAGAAUUCAGGGUGGACGGCGCUAAAGUCUGGUACUCAGGCUCGGACAAAGCUACUGAGCAAAUCAAAAUUGACGGGAAAAUAAAGAAACCAAUCAAAGUGCACGUCCUUGAAGUGGGAGAGGUUCGUCCCCCUAAUGUUUACUACGCCCUUAACCAAAUGGUAGCAGAACCUACAAAGUUUGUCUAUAAAUGGGACCAGCUUGGACCAUGGACUCAGUGCAGCAAGUUAUGUCAAGGGCAAAGAAAACGGCGACCAAGAUGUGUCCGCGCUAUUGACGGACAGCUCGUAUCGAAUUCACGCUGUGAUCAGAGGACUCGGCCGAGUAGUGUGACGGAAGACUGUAACAUUAGCUGCCGCCUCAGAUGGCACAAGGAAGACCCGGGAAAAUGUUCCGCACGUUGUGGGCCUGGGUACCAGAGUCGACCUGUACGGUGCAUGCGCGUUAACAGCGACCGGUGGGACAUUGUUCAAGAUAAACAUUGCCCAGGAGCCAAGCCUGCUGUGGUUGUUCCAUGCAAGGGGACCUGUGAGGGAACCAGAUGGGUGUACACUAAGUGGACACAGUGUUCGAAAAGUUGUGAUAAAGGAGAGCAGUCUCGGCAAGCCACCUGUGUGGAUACCUUUGGAGAAAGCUUGAUCGAUCGAGAUUGCCGACCAAAAGACAAGCAAACGCUAAGACGACAAUGUAACAGUUUCAAGUGCCCGUGGUGGACAGAAGGAGACUGGAGCUCGUGCAGUGUGACGUGUGGCUCGGGACAGCAGACCCGUCAAGUGAAAUGUACAUCAGAGCAGGGAGUAGCUGUUGCACAUAAAAAGUGUGACGCGAACAAAAAGCCACUCACAACAAAGUCAUGUGACCUGAAGAUUCCCUGUCCUUAUUGGUUCGCAGGAAAAUGGACAGACUGCUCCAAGACGUGCAGCACGGGAUUCAAGACUAGGCAAGUUCUAUGUCUGUCCGGGAGAGGACUGGUCGCCAGCGCCGUAGACGAUGAGUUAUGUUCCGCUGACACCAGACCAGUUUCCCGUAGAGAGUGCAAACUUCAAGUUUGCCCGGCGACGCUGUUCGAAUUUUACGAGGAAAAGCCAAAGGAGUUUUAUUGGAGAAUCACAGUCUGGUCCCAAUGUUCUGUGACAUGUGGAGAGAAGCCUGGAACACGGUACCGUAACGUCGAGUGCGUGAAGGUGAAGCCUGGGAAACAGGAAGUUACAGAAGAACAGGAAGUUGUUCGUGAACAAUAUUGCGAAAGCACUCCAAAACCUGCCGAUACAGAGUUGUGCAAGGUCCUACCGUGCACGAGCUGGAAGCAUGGGUCCUGGGGAAGAGUAAGUUGCUCAGUUUCCUGUGGCGACGGUCAAAGACAGCGGACCGUUGAUUGCAAAUCUACAGACGGGAAGUCAAGUUCCGGAUGUGACGAGGGAAAUAAACCUGCAAGUAAAGAGGACUGUAACAUCAGACCGUGUCCUUAUUGGAUAAAGGGAGACUGGGCCAAAUGCUCCGUGACUUGUGGCUCAGGAAUUAAAGUUCGCUCAGUGGAAUGCAGUGAUAAGGACAUAAGCUGUGACGCGUGGGCAAAACCUCCGACUACACGACGAUGUGAUCUUGAAGCAUGUCCAGAGUGGAUAGCAAACCCAUGGGAAGAGUGCUCGGUCUCUUGUGGCAAAGGCCAAAGACAGCGGACUGUUGGUUGUAAGUCUGAAAAUGGACAGACAAGUUCCGGAUGUGAUGAAAAAAUCAAACCACCUGUUAAAGAGGACUGUAACAUCAGACCAUGUCCGUAUUGGAUGACAGGAGACUGGGGCAAAUGUUCAGUAACUUGUGGCUCCGGAAUUAAAACUCGUUUACUUGAAUGCAGCGAUAAAGAUAUAAGCUGUGACGCAAGAACGAAACCGCCGACUACGGAACGAUGUGAGCUAAAAGAGUGUCCUGAGUGGAAAACAAGCCUGUGGGGAGAGUGCUCAGCUUCCUGCGGCGCAGGCACAAGGCAGCGGGCUGUUGAUUGCAGAUUCACUAAUGGCCGGUCAGGUCCCGGAUGUGACGAGAAAGUCAGGCCAACUGCUAAAGAGGCCUGUAACAUCCGACCGUGUCCUUAUUGGAUAACGGGAGACUGGAGCAAAUGCUCUGUUACUUGCGGCUCAGGAGUUAAGAAUCGAUUCGUGGAAUGUAGUGAUGAAGAUUUCAGCUGUGACGCCAGAACAAAGCCGCUGGCCACAGAACGCUGUGAACUUGAAACGUGUCCGCAGUGGACAACAGGCGCUUGGGGGAUGUGCUCAAAGACUUGUGGUGAUGGUUUCAAAAGACGUACAGUACAAUGUGAAGGCGGCAGCGCCCGAUGUGAUAGCAGCAGCAGACCACAAAGCAUUGCGAGAUGUAAUCUUGGGCUGUGUCCAGAAUGGAAACCAGGGCCUUGGAGUCAGUGUUCAGUGACGUGUGGUAGCGGCCUUAAGAAACGCACCGUGGAAUGUGUCGGACUCAAUUCCAGGUGUAACCCAAACAUCAAACCACGGUCAACCUUGACAUGUAACAAAAGACCUUGUCCGAAGUGGAGAACAGGGGAGUGGAGUAGGUGUUCAAAGUCGUGUGGAAACGGAAAGAAAACGCGUUCCGUGGAUUGUGUUGGAGGCUUAAACGCACAAUGUGAUUCAAAUAACAGGCCGGGUACAGUCGCCGAUUGUAACUACGGACCCUGUCCGGAGUGGAAAGUUGGAGAAUGGCAGGAGUGUUCCGUAACUUGUGGGAAGGGAUGGAGAAAGCGCAGUGUGCGAUGCGUUGGAGGAAAGUUCCGAUGUGACUACAGAAACCAACCAGACGUGUACACUAUGUGUGACAUGGGCUCGUGCCCGGUGUGGAGGGCGGGACAAUGGAGUGAGUGCUCAGUGUCUUGUGGCAAUGGGAAAAUAGAGCGACGAGUCGAAUGUAGUGAAGGAAGUGGCAAGUGUGACAGCAGAACAAAGCCACAAGCCUCAAGAAGCUGUAAUCCUGGUCGCUGUCCCGAGUGGAUUGUUGGAGACUGGAGUCAGUGUUCAGUGUCCUGUGGAAAUGGAAAAAGAGAACGCACAGUAAAGUGUAGUGGUGGACGAGGCAGGUGUGAUAGUAGAAGUGAGCCGCAAGCCACGACAAGCUGUAAUCUUGGUCCAUGUCCUGAGUGGAAAGUUGGAGAGUGGAGUCAGUGUUCUGUUUCUUGCGGGAAUGGGAAAAAAGAACGAGCCAUAGAGUGCAGUGGAGGGCGAGGAAAAUGUGACGGAAGAAACAAACCACAAUCCACAACGAGCUGUAAUCUUGGUUCAUGCCCUGAGUGGAAAGUUGGAGAUUGGAGUCAGUGCUCCGUGUCAUGUGGAGAUGGAAAAAGAAAACGCACGGUGAAAUGUAGUGGAGGAAGAGGCAAAUGUGACGCUAACACCGAACCACAAGACACGACAAGCUGUAAUCUCGGUGCCUGUCCUGUGUGGAAAGUUGGUGACUGGAGUCAGUGUUCCGUUACCUGUGGAGAUGGAUCAAGGGAGCGCCGAGUUGAAUGCAGUCGAUCAGAUGUCAGCUGUGACGCUAAUAGCAAACCACAGGCUAAGGCACGGUGUAACCCCGGCGCAUGUCCAGUGUGGCAAGUAGGACAGUGGUAUCAGUGUUCAGUGACGUGUGGAAUUGGUUCCCGAAGGCGUGCCGUCAUAUGCAGUGGAGGAAGAAAUAAAUGUGAUCCUAAAGGCAGACCAGAAGAUAUUUCUCAAUGUAACCCUGGGGCCUGUCCAGAAUGGAAAGCAGGGGAAUGGAGCAAGUGUUCUGUCACGUGCGGGAGUGGAUCGAAACAACGUAGGGUCGAAUGCAGCAGAUCGGACAUCACAUGUGAUCCAGCCAGGAAGCCGACAUCGGCAACAAGAUGUGAACUUGGUGCAUGCCCUAAAUGGGAAACUGGGGAGUGGAGCUUGUGCUCAGUAACCUGUGGAGAUGGACGGAAACAGCGCCCUGUCUCCUGUAGUGCGGGAACAAACAAAUGUGACCCAAAAACAAAACCACAGAGCUCUGUCAGUUGUAACGCUGGUUCCUGUCCUCACUGGAAAGUCACAAAAUGGUCACAGUGUUCAACAACUUGUGACGAAGGAGUUAAAGAGCGUGUAGUUGUAUGCAAUGGGAAAGCUACCAGCUGUGAUGCGGCGACCAAACCGGCUAACAAAGCGACCUGUAACCUGGGACAAUGUCCAGAAUGGAAAAUAGGAGAAUGGUCUGAGUGUUCAGUUACUUGUGGUGGCGGGUAUAAACAACGACAGAUUGAGUGUGUUAGCGGAGUGAACGCCUCUUGUGAUGAAGGAGCCAAACCAGCAGAAAAGGCCAUAUGUAAUCUUGGGCUCUGUCCAAGAUGGAAUACUGGGCGAUGGACUCAGCUUGGCAUUGAAUAUCAUGUUUGCUUCAUUAACAUUUUUCUGACAAUGAUUUUCGUUCUCUUUUCAGCGGAAGACAAACAAUUUGCAGAGACAAGGGGCUUAAAUCCUCCAUCAUAUGGAACAGCAGGAGAUUGCUACAGUGCUCAGGGAAAAUGUCCACAGGGUCGUUUUAGCAUCAAUUUACGAGAUACUGGCAUCAAGUUAACUUCUAAAGUAAUGUGGGGCUCCACUGGGCAGGCAUAUUCUCAAAUUAUCUACAGAUAUCCGUUUGUCCCUUUCCAGGAAGGACUUCAAGUUAUAGGUAAAUGUGGAGGCAGAUGUGGUGUUUGCAGCCCUGAAAGUGACGUAGGAUUACAAAUUGAAAUGGUCAAAGGUAAAAAAAACUUAUUCAUCAACGGUUUAGAUGAAUUUCUUAAAAGA